UGGCUUGGCAGCUCGACUGGACGAAGUUCCACAGCGAAAGAAACACUGACUCACUACCAUGUCUAAGACAAAAGGACACAAACCAGUUUCAAGAGGAGGGAGGGUAAAAAAAAAAAAAGGCAUUAUUUUGCACAGAGCGAAGGCGUGGACUUCCUCAAAACACUUCCAGGAGAAUUCCAGCUUGUAAGACGAGUGAAAGGUGCAGACAUGGACUGGGGCACUGAUUUGUGGGACCAGGGCGACGUGAUCGACAAGCACACUCAGGCGGGCCUGGACCUAGUGGAGCGCUACAUCAAGUUCGUCAAGGAGCGCACCGAGCUCGAGCAGAACUACGCCAAGCAGCUCAGGAGUCUGUCAAAGAAGUACGCAAAGAAAGGAAGCAAAGAUGAUCAAGACUGCAGGUUCAGCAACCACGCCGCCUUGCAGGAGAUCUUGAACGAGUUAAACGACUACGCGGGCCAGCGGGAGUUGAUCGGCGAGAACAUGAUGACCAACAUCUGCGUGGACCUCAUCAAGUUCCUGCAGGACCUCAAACAGGACCGCAAAGCACACCUUUCUGAUGCCAAGCGAGCCCAACAGAACCUGGAGAGCAGCUUCAAACAGCUGGAAAGUACAAAGAGGCGCUUCGCCAAGGAGUGGGCGGAGGCUGAAAAAGCAACACAACAGGCCGAGAAAACGGAGAACGACGCGAACGCCACAAAGAUCGACGUAGAUAAAGCCAAGCAGCACGCGCACGCCCGCACGCACACGGCGGAGGAAUGCCGCAACGACUACGCCGCGCAACUACAGAAGUACAACAAGGAGCAGAACUACUACUACUACACCGAGAUACCGCAAAUAUUCAACAAGCUCCAGGAUCUAGACGAGCGUCGGAUUCGUCGUCUGGCGGAUGGAUAUUGCCAGUUCUCCGACUUGGAGAAGAAGGUGCAGCCCAUCAUCUCCAAAUGUUUGGACGGAAUCUCGGCAGCCGGAGCAAAAGUCGACGCAAAGCAGGACUCUGUGCUGUUGGUGGAGCAGCACAAGUCGGGCUUCGAGCGUCCUUCCGACGUCGACUUCGAGGACUACACGCAGGGAAUCAAAGCGGCCAGCUCCGACUCCAGCCUCAACCUUCCCAAAUUUCGAUCCAAGCUGUGGCCAAUCAGUAGGAAGCACAAGACGUCGCAUGCUGAGAAACACGUGCCGCCUCCCGCCGAGGACUUCUCUCACCUCCCCCCCGAGCAGAGGAAGAAGAAGCUGCAGGCCAAGAUCCACGACGUGUUCAAAAAGCUUCACAUGGAGCAGGAGACCAGUGAGGCUCUGGAAAAGAUGAAGGGCGUGUACGAGCAGAACGCCAACUUGGGAGACCCGUCCACUUUGGAACCCAAGAUCGCCGAGACGGUGCACAACAUGGGAUACCUGCGUGGCGAGAUCGCCAAAUACGAAACGUGGUUGUCCGAGGCGGUGGGAGGAGACGAAUGUGCCAACGCCAUCAACAACAACAACAACAGCCACCACGCGCCAAACACUGUCGUGACGCCUGAGAAGCAGCAGAACAUUUACACCGAGUUUGACGACGACUUUGACGAGUUCAGCCAGUGCACGGCUUUGUACAGCUUUGAAGGGAAUAGCGAGGGCACCAUCUCGGUGACGGACGGCGAGCUCCUGAGCGUCAUGGAGGAAGACAAAGGCGACGGCUGGAUGAGGGUCCUGCGGGCCAACGGGGAGGAGGGCUUCAUCCCGUCCUCCUACGUCAAACUCUCCUCCUAACGUGCGGUUGAAACUUCUCCAUGUAGAAAAUGGACAACUUCUUUCACAGUGCAUUUCGUGACAACAAACAAACAAACAAACAAACAAACACUUUAUUUCGCAACCUGCUGAAGUUGUGCCCCGCUUUCCCGAUCGGAUUGGACUUUUGUCAUUUUCAAAAAUCGAAAUAACUGAACGAAACCACUACUCCGGAAAAUAACAUAUCGUCUUUCCACGGAAGUUACCAAGAUGAACGAUACAACCACAAUAAAGUCAUGUUUUCUGAAGGGGAAAAAAAGUUGGAAUCUUAUUAGAAAAUCAUUUUCAGAAUAAAGUUGCAUUCAAGCUUAAUAUUAUGAAUAAAGUUGAGGGGGAAAAAAAACAUUCUAACCGAUAGUCUUUAUAUGUAUUAUGAAAAUAUUCUCUUUUUUUUUUUUAGUCACAAUCGUAUGGGGAUAGUCAUAUUUUUUUACAAAAAUUACCAAAAUGUAUUUUCUGGAGAGAAUAAAAACAGCAUGUUACAUUUUUUUAACCCAAAAAAAUGACCAGUAAAAACGUAAUAUUACGACAAUGAAGCUUUUUUUUUAAAUUUAUAAUUAAAUUAUAUUACAAAAAUAAAGACAUCUUUUGGGGGAAAAAGUAGUGAUCUUAUGAGAAAACAUUUGUUAAAAAACAGAUCAAACUAGUAAGUUUUCACUUCAUGGAUCAGAUUGUUGUAUUUUUUCUAAAUAAAAAGGUAUUUAUUCUUAAAAAUAUAAAGUAAUGUUACAUUUUUUUCAUGAUUGAAAUCGUUACAAAACCAGUCAUAAUUGUUUGCUUAAAAUGUAAUAAUAAUAGGUCAUAUUUGUUGGAGAAAAUGUAAUGAGCAUAAAGUAUUUUCAAGAAAAAAAAGUCAAUCUCACAACAAUUUUUCAAAAAGUCAUUUUUUUCAAGAACAAAAAAACAGGAAUAGCAUUUUCAAAGCUAAAAAACAAUAUUAGGAAAUCUUAAGAAUAGUCAGUAAUCCUGUCUUUUGCAUUUCUUGUUGUUUUUUGCAAAAACUGCUGUGAAAAGUGAAAAUCUGCUGCGUUGUUGUUGUUUUAGGGCGGCCCUUCCUACGUCACGCCCACUUGACACCGUCAACGUUUGUCUAUCAAAGGCACAGUGAUGUCAUUGAUUUGACUAUUAUUCUUAGUUUAGGAGCCUAUUCAGGGUCACACGGUCUGCGCCGCAUUUGGGGCCUAACGGGCACGAGGACGCUGUGCGAAAACGGCUCAAUUGUAAACAGAAAUAUAAUAAACAUUAAAUAUGAACCAA
This is a messenger RNA of Phyllopteryx taeniolatus (common seadragon), 3021 nucleotides long. RefSeq names its product thyroid hormone receptor interactor 10b (gene trip10b). The coding region runs from base 208 to 1746 and encodes 512 amino acids. Gene Ontology annotation, molecular function: protein binding. The transcript has 16 exons. The record is from RefSeq and is a predicted model, not a curated record. NCBI's taxonomy places the organism in Eukaryota, Metazoa, Chordata, Actinopteri, Syngnathiformes, Syngnathidae. Gene Ontology annotation, biological process: signal transduction.